CUUUUGAGAUGUUUUACCAAUGAUUAAUUUUGACUGCUUAAUAAAUUUGACAAACGCUUGCCAAAAUAAUUUUGAAGGAUUUUCACAAUUUGUCACAGUCCAGUCACGCCUCUGCAUCUAUUGUCGUGCAAUCCGGGGCGCAUAAAAAAAUAUUAAGAAUUAUUAUUACUGAGAAACUUUUAUAUAAUUAGAAUUGGGAUCCUAAUGUUACCUUACGGUAUUUAAGGAUUUGACAAAUAUAAAUGGUGUAUAAGUUCAAUAAUAUUUUGGUUUAAUUUCUGUUUUUCAAUACGUUACCUUUGUUUAAUCACCCGUCUUGGUGUAAGGAUUUUCAAGUGGGAAGUUAAAUAUUACCACCUGAAAAAAGUAGCGAGGCGUGCUUUCUUAUUGAUAGAAGCAAGACAGGUGGCUAAUUUUAUGGUUCGGUGAGCUCUGCUCCUUUGCUCCGAUGGUGUGCGCAAUAGGAUUGAACGUAAUUUACGCCGGGGGUUGAGCUUUUAAAAAGUUUUUAAUUGUACACUUGGGGAAUUUUAAAAGUGAAGGAAAAAUUUCGGAAAAACUCACUAAUUCUAAUUUUGUAGAAAUAAUACAAUAACAGGUUUUUUCUUUCUUUGGGGAUUAAGAAGUUACACUCCUUAAAGCAGCAGUUAAUAAACUUAACAUUUUUCUUUAUUUACGUUAACGAACCCCCGGUAACAACAAAGUUAGAUGUUCAAUUUUUUUCUGUUACCCCGGCUUUUAAAAAUACAAUACAAAUUUAUUAAUUCGUUGGAUCCUUAGGAUUAACUUGGAUAGCUGUAUCCUCUGUGGCCGGCAGGGUUAUUUUAAGAUAUAUUAAACAGGAAGAUGAGAAAAAAUUAUGGAAGAGUUGGAUAACCGAGUUAAUAUCAUAAAAGAAAACAGAUGCAAAACGAUGAAGUACGAAGGCUUGGAAUGUGUGGAAGUAGACAGUAUAGUCGACACCAGAAUUGGAAAGGAUCAAAAAAGAUAUUAUUUUGUCUGUUUUAAAAGCUGGAUAGCUGAAGAAAAAUUACUUGACUAUGAAGAUUUGAUAAAACAGUUUUGGAAACAGAAACAUGGACAUGAGGAUGGACAAAAAUUAGAGUAUAUGAGCGAUGAAGAAUCGCACUCAGAUAAGGAAAAUAAGUACAAGACACCGGAUGAUUGUACCUCAAAUAGAACACCAACGUUUCCACCAACGUUUGUGUCGAAGGAAUUUUCCAGGGAAAAUAAUGUUGACCAGUUGCAAAAUGAGAAUGACUCUGCGAUUAGUGAUUUGCAAGUUGAUGUUUUGCAGACAGAUCAUGACGAUGUCAGUUUGUAUUCUGAUAAAUUGUCACCCGCUCAAGAAAUAUUUGCAAAUAAAAGUUACAACAAACUGCCAGAAAACGAAGUUCCUGUUCAUGAAACCCAAGGAUCAGACGAAGAUGGUGAUCUUUCUGAUAACACAAAUGAUGAUUCCUCAAUGCAACUUAACAAUUCAACCGAGUACUCUGAUGCGAUCAUAGCUAAUGAUGAAAAGUCAAAUAAAGAUCUUCUCAGUUAUACUAACGAGCAGAAAGACGACUUUCGACCAUCUUCUAGUACCAGUGAUCAUCAUCCAAUUAAGAAAAGAAAGACGUUGGAUGAUAUUGUCAGAAAAAUAUCAGGUACAAAUGAUCAACCCGCCGAAAAAAGAAGCUGUAUUGAUGACGUGUUCUCUAAUCGUUUGCAAACCUUAGACGAAACUUUGCUAACCAAUGAAGUAAAAGCUGAGGAGAAAGAGCAAGAAGACCUGCAAAAAGAAAUGCAUGGUGCUGAUACAUACUUCGAAAUACCAUCAGGUGACAAGUUAUCUCCAAAUACCAACGGAAAUGGAAAAAACGUUUAUUGGUCUGGCGGAAAAGCAUUUAAAAAGUCGAGUCGUGCGUACAAAUGCCCCUGCUGUGAUGCCCAGUGUCCUUCAGAAGAAAUGCUUUUUGAACAUACGCAAACACACACGACCUUUCCUUGCCAAUUCUGUAACGAAGUGCUUCAAUCACUGGCCGAAUACGCUGAACACCAAAAAUUGCAUAAUAACAAAUACACUUGCAGGAUUUGCAAUGAUGAGUUCAGAACCAUUGCUGGUUUUGAAAUGCACAGAAUUAGUGUGCAUAAACCAAGACUGAAAUAUGAAAAAUGUCGAAUGUGCUCCAUGCUUUAUUCAGAUCCUGUCCAGCUGCGUCGUCACGAGAAGUUGCAUCUUCCUCCCCACCUUAGAUCCUCUGAUGAAAAUGAGCGCCCACCACCUCCACCUUUGUAUAGGCGAGAAAACGGUGGCCCUCCUCCUUUGAUACAAGAUGAUAUUCGAGAAUUUCCACAGUAUCAAAGCAGAAGUGAAUCUAAUUACGCAUGGAAUAGUUAUCAUGAUAAACCACGUAACGAGACUCUCCAUGAGAGAAAUGGGCGUCACGAAGUAGAGGAUUCCCAGCGAGUAACAAGCCACGAAAAUGAAGGAUCUGCUAUCCGUAAUCCUAUUCGAAAUCUGCUUGGUAAAAUCCAUCAUUCCCAACAAUCAUUCGAAUUUGACAGACACCCACAUUCAUCUUUUCGUCCUUUUUCCAAACACCGACGCGAUGGUGAAGAUGAAAACAAAAGUUACCAUGACGGUACUCAAGGACUACCUUAUCCAGUGCGUGUUCCCAACCACCUGCCUGUUCGUGUAAAAGAUGAAAAUACUCAUAAUGAAGAAAGAGAUAGCCAGCAUUUCCGAGAGCUUGUUUAUCGUUGUGCAUUAUGCAACAAAUCUUUUGGAAAGAAAGAAACAUUUGACAUUCAUUGGAGAUCUGCGCAUGCUGACACCCCCGUCUUCGCUUGUGACAUAUGCAAGGAAACGUUUUAUAGCAAAGAAGUAUUCGAGUCUCAUAUGAACUCCCACGUCAACCAAGACUUCGUUUGUGGAGUCUGUAAAAGAGUGUUUGACCAGAGGUCCAGUUACGAAACUCACAUGCGCUUACAUUCGAUGGAACGCCAAUUCCAAUGUCAAGUCUGUGCUCGGUCAUUUUCUUUACGAGAGAAUCUGGAACGCCACAUGUCAUUACACGCAGAAGUACCAACGUGGCGUUGCAAUUUUUGUCCGGAGACAUUUCGACGUCCCGGUUUAUUAGAGAGCCAUGUUGCACAACAUCAUGCCCGGCAAAUGGAAGAUCUGCGAAGACAAAACGAAAACAUCACCAAUUCUAAAAACCAGCCUUCUAAUGGGAGCCCAGGAAGUCCUAUUUAUCACAAGUAUCCUACGAAGCUUCCAUCUGAUGCAAACAUCCAAAAUAUUUCGCAAGAUCAGUUUUACCCUAAUCGACACCAUUAUAUUGAUGACUCGAAAAUAUUCAUUUAUGAUCCUAAAAUGGCCAAUUCGGUUGAUGGUCCCCGUAAUAUACCAUUGCCACUUUCUUCUAGUGAUUCAAACUUGUUUCUCAAAGAAAAAAUGGAAGAAUCGAAGCAGUCCUUAAUAAAGUUGGCGCCUGCUGUUUCACAGCCUCAUUAUAGCUCUGUGAAGAAAGUUUCGCCGCCACCGGCUGCACACCACAAUAUGAAAUGUGAACAAUGUGGGGAGGAAUUCACAUCUUCGUCGUUGUUUGAAAUACACCUGCGAUCGCACGUUCAAGAAGUAUUCAAUUGUCCAAAAUGUCCAAGAACUUUUACGAAAAGAAGUGUAUACGAUACGCACGUUCAAUCUCAUGAUACGAGUAAAUCGCAUAACUGCCCGUAUUGUCAGCGUUCGUUCUCUAUGAAAGGUAAUUUGCGAAGACAUAUUCGAAUCCACACCAACGAAGCACCUUACGAAUGUCCAAUUUGUUUCCAACGGUUCCGUCGUUCUGACGGUUUGAAAGGACAUAUUAAAAGGCACGAAACAAUGGGAGAGAGUGCCCCAACAGAUAUGGUACCCUCCCAAGCGUCUGCUUAGAAAGACAAUUUGAAAAAAGAAAUGUAAUAGAUGUAUAUGUUGUAAAAAUAUUGCGAUUCUGUGUUCUUUAUUGAAUUCUAAGAGGAAAAAAGUUAUUUAUUAAAAAAAUGUAUUUAUAUAUAGCUGUAUCAUUUUGUUUAAACAAUUUUAUAUAUUGUUAA
Messenger RNA from Hydractinia symbiolongicarpus, 4083 nucleotides. Its product is annotated as zinc finger protein Xfin-like. Gene Ontology annotation, biological process: regulation of DNA-templated transcription. NCBI's taxonomy places the organism in Eukaryota, Metazoa, Cnidaria, Hydrozoa, Anthoathecata, Hydractiniidae. Bases 860 to 3922 code for a protein of 1020 amino acids. The record is from RefSeq and is a predicted model, not a curated record. Gene Ontology annotation, molecular function: RNA polymerase II cis-regulatory region sequence-specific DNA binding; DNA-binding transcription factor activity, RNA polymerase II-specific. The transcript is spliced from 4 exons.